GAGCAUUUAUAUGAUUAUAGCUACCAAAAUCCAACCUAACAUAUAGACCUACAAAAACAACAUGCUUUCCCUCAACCUAUAAAACCCCAAACCCAAUUUUCAUGUUUAAUGUUUAUAUUCUAUGCUUUUUCGGCACAAAAAUCUCAUUAAAAGUUCCAUACUUUAUUUUCCCACCAAUUGCAAUUUGGCAAUUAAACAAGAAAACAAAAUCCCAAUUUUUCAGGACUCUAUUUAUUUUUUGCAGGACUUUUUAAAGUUGUUAGCUUUUUGAUUUUUUUAAAUCUUUUUAAAUUAUUAUAGAAAUUGGGUAUCAAUCAAAUUUCUAAAUGUGGAUUUUUUUUGGAGAUUAGUGGGAAAAGAGGAAAAUCUUCAUCUUUACUCUUUGAAUUGAUGCUGUUUGUGAAGAAAAAAGAAGAGAAUUUUGUUUAUGCCCUGCCAAAUUGAACAAUUGAAUUUCUAGAGUAAGAAAUUAAAGAGAGGAAGAGAUGGUGGUGAGAAAAGUAGGAAAGUAUGAGAUAGGAAGAACAAUUGGAGAAGGAACUUUUGCUAAGGUGAAAUUUGCUCAGAACACAGAAACUGGUGAAAGUGUUGCCAUGAAAGUUCUUGAUCGAAGUGCCAUCCUUAAGCAUAAGAUGGUUGAGCAGAUAAAAAGGGAGAUAUCCAUAAUGAAACUUGUUAGGCAUCCACAUGUUGUUCGUUUACACGAGGUACUGGCAAGUCGUACCAAGAUCUAUAUCAUAUUAGAAUACAUUACGGGUGGCGAAUUGUUUGAUAAAAUUGCUCACCGUGGACGACUCAGCGAGGUGGAAGCUCGCACAUAUUUCCAGCAAUUGAUUGAUGGUGUAGAGUUUUGCCAUAGCAAAGGGGUUUACCAUAGGGAUUUGAAGCCUGAAAAUCUUCUCCUAGAUUCCCAGGGAAAUUUAAAAAUUUCUGAUUUUGGACUUAGUGCACAACCUCCAGAGGGAGUUAGUCUCCUGAAGACUACUUGUGGGACUCCUAACUAUGUGGCGCCAGAGGUUCUCAAUCACAAGGGCUACGAUGGUGCUCUGGCAGAUAUUUGGUCUUGUGGGAUUAUCCUUUAUGUCUUGAUGGCAGGUUAUCUCCCAUUUGACGAACUUGAACUCACGACACUAUACAGUAAGAUUGCAAAUGCCGAUUUUUCAUUUCCUUCUUGGUUCUCCAUGGGAGCAAAAUCUUUAAUCAAGCGAAUAUUGGACCCAAAUCCUCAAAGCCGCAUUAGGAUGGAAGAUAUUAAAGAUGAUGAAUGGUUCAAAAAAGAUUAUACUCCUGUUAGUUAUAUUGAAUAUGAAGAUGUCAACUUGGAUGACAUAAAUGCUGUUUUUGAUGAGACUGAGAAUCAGCAAGAGUAUCAGCAGCAUGGAGAUGAUGAUGCUGGGCCAUUGAUUCUCAAUGCAUUUGACCUUAUCAUUCUAUCACAGGGAUUAAAUCUCCAAUCCUUGUUUGAUAAAGGCAAGGAUUCAGUGAAACAUCAAACACGCUUUGUUUCCCAAAAGCCAGAAAAAGUUGUCUUAUCAAGUAUGGAAGUAGUUGCCCAAUCAAUGGGUUUCAAGACGCAUAUACGGAACUAUAAGAUGAGGAUUGAAGGUCUAUCAGCUAAUAAGACUGGAAAUAUCACUGUGAUUUUAGAAGUAUUUGAAGUUGCGCCUACAUUUUUGUUGGUUGAUAUUCAAAGAGUUGCUGGUGAUCCUAACGAGUACCUCAAUUUUUACAAAAACUUCUGCGAAAAUCUGGAUGAUAUAAUUUGGAAGCCUCCUAAUGAUUCGGGGAUAUCAAGAAUUGGCAAGAACAAGAUUGGUAGAAAGCGUCCAUAGCUUUUAUCUUACUUCAGAUUAAUUAGGAGGCUUUUGGAUUGUGAUGAGCUUACUUCACAAUCCCACACCAGCAUCAGUUGGAUCCACGAAAGAAAACUAAGAGACAGCAGUGUAGCUAACUCGGGAUUGAAGAGCAGAACUCAUCUCCAAAUGAUGUUUGUAUAUCUUUUCUUAGGAAGUGAAGGCUAUAGAACUUUCUGUACUAUAUUACAUAGAUGUGAGGAAAUUAAGUAUGACCUUAAUUAAUACGCUGUUUUUGUAAAUCUCUUGGGUUUUCUUUGAUUUUUGAAAGGCAGACGAAUUUUGCUUGAUAUGAAGACAUGCUGAAUCUUGGACUUGUUUGCUUCUAUGCUUGUUACACAUAUAAUAGUGAGCUAAUUGUCUUA
Messenger RNA from Chenopodium quinoa (quinoa), 2218 nucleotides. Its product is annotated as CBL-interacting serine/threonine-protein kinase 8-like. Gene Ontology annotation, biological process: protein phosphorylation; signal transduction. Bases 486 to 1832 code for a protein of 448 amino acids. NCBI's taxonomy places the organism in Eukaryota, Viridiplantae, Streptophyta, Magnoliopsida, Caryophyllales, Amaranthaceae. Gene Ontology annotation, molecular function: ATP binding; protein kinase activity. The transcript is spliced from 14 exons. The record is from RefSeq and is a predicted model, not a curated record.